AUGGAUCUACAAAUAUCUGGUAGAGCGGCCAUGGAAAUCAAAGAAGAAGAAGAAGAAAAAAGUUGGUGUUUGCUUCCUGAUUUGGUGGUAUGGAUGAUCAAAGAUAGGUUAGGUUUUGUUGAUAAUACGCAGAUGGCAUGUGUUUGCCGCAAUUGGUGGCGAGCGUCUACUGUCUAUCCAAAUCAGCCAGCGGCUCCAACGGCUUAUAUCAUGUAUCCGCCGGAACCAGACAACGACGAUGAACUCAGUUGCCGCGAGUUCAUAUGCGUCUCGACUCCGACUCCAACAACAAUGACAAACGAAAAUUGUGAAAAGCUCACCACCGAAUUUGUUGGAGCUGAACUUGUUUUCUCCAAACGCAAGUGGCUUCUCAUGAAACGAAAAAACUCCUUUUUCUUGAUUCACCUUUUCACAAAGGUUAGAAUUAACCUACCCGAUGUGGGUUCGUUUGGAGAUUUUGUGGGUUCGUUUACCUUUCUUGAUCAACAGGAACACCAACCUCAUCGUGUGUUUCUUUAUACAAAUCAGCAUCACAAAGUGUGGCUUAGAAUAGCCCAAAUUCCUGGUGAUAAAAAAUGGACAGAGUAUAAUUUUGUGGAUCAUAGGAUUAAAUCUAGAAGCGCUAAAAGUGUACUAGCUAUUGGACAAAAAGUGUUUUGCUUUGAUUUCACAGGACGAUUGAUCAUCUACGACAUGGUCAGAAAUAUGUGGAAAAUGGUGGAUCAACCGGAGCAUUGGCACGUUAGAUGCUAUAUGGUGGAGCAUCAAGGGGAAAUCUUCAGAUUUUCUUCCAGAAGUGAUCGUCUCAAACAAUCUCGUCCCAACUUUGAUUGCACUUUUAGGUACAAUGACGAUUCCACUGCGUGGGAGAGGCUAAGCUACAAUGAUGUCAAGGACAUGGACACUAGUUGGUUCUUGUCGAAGUUUCAAGGCUGCUUUUCUGCCUAA
Molecule: messenger RNA, 948 nt
Organism: Quercus lobata
Lineage: Eukaryota; Viridiplantae; Streptophyta; Magnoliopsida; Fagales; Fagaceae
Product: F-box protein At3g56470-like
Exons: 1
Coding region: 1-948 (315 amino acids)
Molecular function (GO): protein binding
Source: RefSeq, a predicted model, not a curated record